Messenger RNA from Acipenser ruthenus (sterlet), 1563 nucleotides. RefSeq names its product 2,4-dienoyl CoA reductase 2, peroxisomal (gene decr2). The coding region runs from base 138 to 1022 and encodes 294 amino acids. NCBI's taxonomy places the organism in Eukaryota, Metazoa, Chordata, Actinopteri, Acipenseriformes, Acipenseridae. Gene Ontology annotation, biological process: fatty acid catabolic process. Gene Ontology annotation, molecular function: 2,4-dienoyl-CoA reductase (NADPH) activity. The transcript is spliced from 10 exons. The record is from RefSeq and is a predicted model, not a curated record.
CAAAUCCCAUGAUCAAGCCGGAUGCCGCGCAGAGUGUCUGUAGUCCAUUCUGGGGAGUGCGACUCCCAGAAAACAACGCGAAGUCAGCAGUCCAAGGGAGCUAAGUUGAUUACUUACUGCUCAACUGAGAAGUUGCGAUGGCAGAGCAGCAGCCCCCCCAGGACGUGGACGCAGAUGAAUGCCUGUCCAGCUACACCUACAUCUACAGCCCUGACCUGCUCAAGGACAAAGUGGCGUUCAUAACCGGGGGCGGAUCUGGAAUUGGAUUUCGCAUUGCAGAGGUUCUCAUGAGGCAUGGCUGUGACACGGUGAUCGGCAGCAGGAACCAGGAACGUCUGGCAGAGGCUGCAAAGAAGCUGACCACGGCCACAGGACGCCACUGCUUGCCGUUGUCCCUUGACGUGCGGCAGCCCCAAACCAUCACCGCUGCUGUGGAGGAGACGCUCAGAGAGUUUGGGAGGAUCGACAUCCUUAUUAACAAUGCUGCGGGUAAUUUCCUGUGCCCUGCCAGCGCCCUGUCAUUCAACGCAUUCAAGACUGUGAUGGAGAUUGACACCAUGGGCACCUUCAACACCAGCAAGGUGGUCUACGAGAAGUGGCUGAAGGAUCAUGGGGGGGCUAUCGUCAACAUCUCGGCCACUCUGAGCUACCGGGGCCAGGCGCUACAGGUGCAUGCUGGGUCUGCCAAGGCUGCCAUAGACGCAAUGACGAAACACCUGGCAGUGGAAUGGGGACCAAACAACAUCCGAGUGAACAGCCUGGCUCCAGGACCCAUCUCGGGCACAGAGGGGUACCGUAGGCUGGGUGGUUUGUCUGCGGAGGCUGGCGGUCACUUCCACACCAUCCCCCUGCAGCGGGCAGGCAACAAAACUGAGAUCGCCCACAGUGUGCUGUACCUGGCCAGCAGUGCCGCCUCCUAUGUGACUGGAGCCUGUCUGGUGGUGGACGGAGGCAGCUGGCUCACCUCAGCCAACAGCCUCCCUGCGCUCCUGGGUAUAGCCUCCCAAUCUGCUAAACUCUGACCCUCUGCCUGUUCCUCCAGAGCUCUGGUCAUCUGGAAUGAAAAAUGACAAAUAAAGAACAAGAGGAAGUCUUAUAAAAUUGUUAAGCACAAAAAUUAAUUAGUUUGUUGCUGUUAAUUCCCAACAUUCAAUAGAGCGGCUCUAUUACAUUUAUUAUCUAUUACAUUCUAUUACUACACUUGACAUACCCCACUCAGCCCUAUUGAACUCCUUAAGAGACCUGAAAUCCCUUCAGCGAUACUCAAACGUAUACUAAAAUGAAGUAGUGCUAAAAACACUUUCCACUUCAGGAUUUCCCACUAAAGGUGUAUAUUAAUUUUCUACACGUCAUUGAAAUUGCUUUUCAAUUUUACUUGCUGUCACGGAUGGCUGGUGGGUGACGUCAGACCAGGAAGUAGACACAGGCCCAGUACUGCGGGGUGAGACGCAAAUGUGUGCUUUAUUAACCAAUGAACUUUAAAUAAUAAAUACAAAACAAAACGGCACAAUGGCCAAAAUAAAUAUACACAAAUAAAACAAGUACCGUGCUGGUGCAACUCCA